Molecule: messenger RNA, 1041 nt
Organism: Habropoda laboriosa
Lineage: Eukaryota; Metazoa; Arthropoda; Insecta; Hymenoptera; Apidae
Product: estrogen sulfotransferase
Exons: 6
Coding region: 1-1041 (346 amino acids)
Biological process (GO): sulfation
Cellular component (GO): cytoplasm
Molecular function (GO): sulfotransferase activity
Source: RefSeq, a predicted model, not a curated record
AUGACACUUGAACCGCCAAAAUAUGAAUAUUUGAACAAAGAAGAUACUAAAAAAAUGUUAGAAGUAUUUAAGGGUGAAAGAACAGGUUGGGUACUCGUAGGUCCAAAAAAAUGGUUCUUCCCCUAUAGAUAUACAGAACAGGGUAAAGGAUUUUAUAACUUUAAGGCAAGACCGGAUGAUACUUGGGUUCUAUCUUAUCCAAGAUCUGGUACAACAUGGACACAAGAAUUAAUCUGGUUAUUGUCAAAUGACUUAGAUUUUGAGAAGGCACAAAAAGAACUUCUGGCAGAACGGUUCCCGUUCCUUGAAUUUAGUAUGUUUAAUCAUCCAGAAGUAACACAUGAAUUUUUAAAGAUGAAUGAGGGUGACAAGGACAAGAAGGAAUUAUGUAAAAAAAUUGCAGAGCCAGGAUAUGAAGUCAUAACAGAAAUACCUUCUAAGAGAUUUAUAAAAUCACAUUUUCCACUCAGCUUGCUACCUGGUAUUUUGGAAAGUGGCUGUAAGAUAGUGUAUAUUGCACGAAAUCCAAAAGAUGUUGCUAUUUCAUGGUAUUAUUUAAAUAAAGCAAUUAAAACUCAAGGAUAUAUAGGUGAUUUUGCAACAUUUUGGGAGUACUUUCAAAACAAUCUUACACCAUGGAGUCCUUAUUGGGAACAUUUGAAAGAAGCAUGGACACAUAAAAAUCACCCAAACCUUUUAUUUAUAUUCUAUGAAGAAAUGCAACAUGAUUUUCCAAAAGUAAUUAAAAAGGUUGCCAAAUUUCUUGGAAAAACAUAUACUGAACAACAGAUGAAAGAAGUAGCAAAUUAUUUAAACAUUAAAAAUUUCCGAGAUAAUCCAAUGGUGAACUCAUCUGAAUUAAAGGAAUGUGGUAUCAUAGUAGCAGGAACAUUUGUUAGAAAAGGUCAAAGUGGCGAAUGGAAGAAUAUGUUUACUCCAGAACUUGAUGCUAAAGCCAAUGAAUGGAUAGAAGAAAAUCUUAAAGGAAGUGAUCUCACUUUCCCAUAUUUUAGCAAUAUUAUCAAUAAUAAUUACAAAUGA